Molecule: messenger RNA, 1182 nt
Organism: Mytilus trossulus (common blue mussel)
Lineage: Eukaryota; Metazoa; Mollusca; Bivalvia; Mytilida; Mytilidae
Product: fibrinogen C domain-containing protein 1-like
Exons: 5
Coding region: 172-1041 (289 amino acids)
Source: RefSeq, a predicted model, not a curated record
AAGAGUGCAUACAACAUACGCGUCUCUUAUAAAAACAUCUUUUUCAAUACAUAAAUACCAUUCUCGAAAAAAAACAUUUUGCGAAGGAAUAUUCCUUGAUAAAUAGUACUAGCUAUGUUUUGAAUUUCAUUUAUUGCAUUCUAACGAUUUGGUAUAAAUACUACAUCGAUAAUGCUGUUAUUAAUAUUUUUGAUUGGAUUUGGAUAUGGAUCAUUGAUUCCUGAAAAUACAGAAACGGCUGUUGAUAUGCCACUUAUCAGUAACGACGAUGUUCCACUGGUUGCUAAAUUAGAUACAAAAAAUCUAAAUAAGGCAAUCAAGACAUAUAUUGAUAAAACUGUGGGUAAGGCUGUGAUAGACAAAAUCCCCGAAUUGAAAUUGGAUAAAUUUUCUUCAGUUAUUCAAGACAAAGAUCCGAGAGAUUGUGAAGAUGUCAAAGAGUCAACAAAUGGUAUAUACCAAGUUAAUCCAUCAGGCAUCCAUGGUUUUGAUGCAUACUGUGACAUGAAUACUGCAGGAGGGGGUUGGUUGGUUUUCCAGAGGAGGCAAGACGGAAGUAUUGAUUUCUUUAGAAACUGGACGGACUACAAAAAUGGGUUCGGUGAUCUAACAGGAGAGUUCUGGUUAGGGAAUGAUAAAAUCCAUGAAAUCACCACACACGAUGAAUAUGAACUCUACAUACACAUGGAGGAUCUUGACGGUGAUCAGAGAUAUGCAAGGUACCAGACAUUUUUUGUAGGAGACAUACAGUCAAAAUUCACCUUACAAGUUGGAGACUAUCUUGGAGACGGAGGUGAUUCGUUCGCCACAUCCAAUCACAACAGUCAGCCCUUUUCAACUCUAGAUAGAGACAGUUCGAGUGCUUGUCCAAAGAUAUACAAAGGUGGAUGGUGGUAUAAAAACUGUCAUAACUCUAAUCUCAAUGGUCUGUAUCUAAAUGGUACACACAAGACACGUGGCAUUGGUAUCGAGUGGUAUACCUGGAAGGGUCACAAUUAUUCUCUCAAAAAGACACAGAUGAUGAUUAGACGUCGUCGUUAACAUGAUGAUAUAUGCCAUAACUGAUCAUGAAGCCACUGAUUGCAAUAAACUUAUAAACAAAUGCUGAUUAUUGUGAAGUGGCGUAUAAAAGUACAGAAAGACCCGUUGAUUUUAAUUAUGUAUUAAAAAAUAUAUAACCAG